UGCCCAUUCCUCAACUGGCAUGCUCGCCGCACUCCGCACGCUUGGCCUCACUGCGCUGCUCGCGACGAGCGUCAUGGGCCGGCGCUUGAUCCAUGGCGGCGACCCCGCGCCGAAUGCCACCUUUGUCGCGGGCGUCCGCUACUCGAUCGACGGCGCCAACCGCUGCGCUGGCACGCUCAUUGCGCCUCGCCUCGUGCUCACGGCGGCGCACUGCCUCUUCACGCAAGUUCAUGCGCGAGUGUACCAGUUCUCGCCUGCGCAGUACGUCUCGAUUGGCGCAGUUGACGCCAACGGCACUGGUCACGGCGAGCAGAUCGCGGUCGUUCAGAGCGUUGUGCACCCCAACUAUACGUACGAUGCGCUCAACUGGUCGACGACGCAUGACUUUGGCGUGCUUAUCCUUGCGUCAGCGUCGAGCUAUCCUCCGAUCGCGCUGGACUUGAACCCACUCGUGCUCGACGGCGCCUUGGGACGCGUGUACGGCUGGCCCGACCGCGCUGGCAACCGAUCGGUCGAGCGCGUCACGGUGCUUCGCCACGAGGCGUGCCAAAGUGCCUUUACCCAGCUCAGCGCCACGAAUCUGUGCACUCAAGCCAAGUCGCAGCGUCAUCAAUGCAGUCGCGACUCGGGCGGACCCUUGACCAUCGUCGCCAACGGCUCGCAGGUCCUCGUCGGUGUCGAUAGUUUUGGCAUCGACUGCCAAUCCGGGAUCGCCGUCUCGGCGCGGCUCUCGUCCGCAAAAGACUUUUUGACACCGUUCUUGACCAACGCCACGCUCAACACAUAAUUGUCUUUUCAGAACCAUCAUAAAUGAUCGUGUGCGACACUCGA
Saprolegnia parasitica CBS 223.65 is the source of this 831-nucleotide messenger RNA. RefSeq lists its product as hypothetical. The transcript has a single exon. NCBI's taxonomy places the organism in Eukaryota, Oomycota, Saprolegniomycetes, Saprolegniales, Saprolegniaceae. Gene Ontology annotation, biological process: proteolysis. The record is from RefSeq and is a predicted model, not a curated record. The coding region runs from base 20 to 787 and encodes 255 amino acids. Gene Ontology annotation, molecular function: serine-type endopeptidase activity.